Messenger RNA from Prorocentrum cordatum, 1132 nucleotides. The record is from the annotation of a GenBank genome assembly. NCBI's taxonomy places the organism in Eukaryota, Dinophyceae, Prorocentrales, Prorocentraceae.
AUGACUAAGGUGAGGAAGCCGCAAACGAUGAAGACACACUUCUGUGCACCUUUCUCACUCACGAUGCUGGCAAUGUUGAUUGCAUCCUCUGAAACGUCGCAGCGCCAUGACACAUAUGUACACUGCGCGCAGCACGGCCAGGGCCGAUUCCUUUCGCACUCGGCGCAAAGGACACACGAACAUCAAAACAUCUACCGUCGUGUGCACAGCGCGCCGCGGCCCACUGCCUCGAACUGCCGGGCGCAGGCGACGGGACCCCCUCCCCCUCCUAAUUAUACUUCUGGUGGUGGCGGUGGAGAAGGAAGGUCCACCCUUCGAGGCUCGACGCACCCGCGGCCCCAGCUCAGCAGCGCACGGAGGUGGUCCCGAAGACCCCGCCGCGCCGGCACACGGGGCAGUCGCUCUGCCGCGCGAGGAAGGCCGCGGCGCAGGGGCUGGUGCAGAGGCAGGCGUGCCCGCAGCUCAGCACCUGCACGCGGCUGCCGUGGACGAAGUCGUCGCCGCACAGGGCGCACUCGGCCGCCACGCGGGCGACGGAGAAGGGAGGGGCUCGGACCCAGAGGUCCGACGAUCUUUUGGUCCAGGAUGAAGCCGGGCCUGUCCCCCUGCAGGCCGUCGUUGGACUUCCCCCUGUAGAGGGACAGGCCCGAUUUCAGUCCAGGGGGAGGGCGCGCGACGACAGAGCUCUUCACCUGCCUCGGCCUCGGCCGCUGCCCACCCGAAGCAAGAGGUCGCCGGGCAGACCGGGAACACCACAGGAGCCGACCUGCGACACAGUCGGCCCGGAUGAGUAGGUCGGCCCUGCCAGCUCAGGGGUACCCUCGUGUCCUGUGCCUCGCGACACGUUCCUUCUCACACUCAUAUAGGGCGGUGUGGCCCUCGGAAGGGUCUUGUGUCCUCUCGCGUGCCCUCUCCCAUCAAGGCCGACCGUAGGCGGGCUCGUGCACCGAGCAGGUGGCCCGAGAGUGGAGCGAGCGUGCGGAGGGCAGAGGGAGAGGAAGAAGUGAGGAGGGAGCGCCACAACCUCACAAUCAGGUCGGGCAUGUCCUGGGACGCACAUGGACAUACUAGUACUAUAUGUCCUCAUUGGAGGCGCGCGUCCGACCCGAACAUGUAGUAUACCCAUCUUGUA